GUGAAAGAUGAGCUGCAUAGGUGUACUGAGUUAGGAGCUAAAGAACUUGCUUCUCAAAUGGUAGGCAAAUGCAGUUGCAGCGCGCUGUUUAGCUGACUUGUAGAUUAUCUUGCUUCACAGGAUUCGAUUGAGUGUAACCCAUCCCGGUCGUGUCAUGAUCCUUGAGGUCGAGGAGAUAGUCCGGGGCAUCCGACCCCGCAAAGGAAGAUACACCCUACAUGUACAGCAGGCGUUGACAUUUCCAUACCACCAUCGACUUCCAGUAGACAAUCAUUACAUAUAUUGUACCUACAACUGGAGCUGCACAUACCGCUUCGACGGAUAACUCCCUAUGGCUCAAUCACCUGAAGGUGUGCGCUACUCCCAGGGCACCAAGGACAUCGGCACGGCUCGAAACUUCUCGUGGGAGUACCCCGUUCCGCGAAACAAAUUCUGGGACGAUUUGCCAUACACUGUCGCUCGCAACUUCCUCAGUCUCUUCAGCCAAGACGAACAACCAUCAAUCUUUGGCAAUGCCAAAAGCAGCGCGCUGGACAAGACGGAAAAGCUCCAGCUGCUUCUCAAGCUGCUCAACGAGCGCCUCGCUAGCCGUGAUGCUGCCGCGGCGCCUCAAUCCCUCUACGACAUCGACCAUCAAGCCUGGGAGAAGACCUGGCUCGCUAUCGCGGGCAUUCAGCACGAGCUACAGGAUCCUGCAGAGGAGCAGACACUGCGGAUGCUGAUUGAGCGGAGGAAGGACCCGUCAAAUCUCUCGCAUUACCAUAGCUUGUCUGGCUUUCUGUCAGACAAGGGUCGGUAUGCAGAAGCUGAGCGCUUUGAGGCGCCCGUGCGAGACUGGCUCGACAGUAAGCUGGGCAAGGAGUCGCCGCAGUCUCUAAGCGCAAGACGGAUUCUCGUCCAGGCUAUUUGGAUGCAGGGACGGCAAGACGAGGGCGAGCGGUUGAUGGUCGAGGUUGACGAAAUUAUUCAAAAAACACCCGAUGAUAGUCCCUAUGCCGUGUAUCGUGAUGAGCAACGGGCUUUGUCACAGGUGUUGUGGGCGAAACUGAAAGGAGAGGGCGCAGUCGAGACAUAGUCAACACAUGCAACCGGUGGGACGCUCAUCAUGCCGAGGCUCUUCUCAUGUUGAAUGCCAACUUGAAGAGUAUGGGGUGUAAAUAGGGGUUUGUUUGAACUUCACACGCUCUACGUGAGGGGACCAAUGGUAACUGAGCCAUACGAACCAACGCGGAAACGGAUUUGAGCCGGACUAGUAACCAUCUCAUGAUCUCUGCCCUAUGUACCUGGAGGUAACACUACCUUAGCCAACGGCGCAAAUUCAGGGAGC
Messenger RNA from Canariomyces notabilis, 1327 nucleotides. RefSeq lists its product as uncharacterized. NCBI's taxonomy places the organism in Eukaryota, Fungi, Ascomycota, Sordariomycetes, Sordariales, Chaetomiaceae. The transcript has a single exon. Bases 332 to 1075 code for a protein of 247 amino acids. The record is from RefSeq and is a predicted model, not a curated record. Gene Ontology annotation, molecular function: protein binding.